GCCCGGCCAGCCAUCGAUCGCUGGCUCCGAUCUGCGAGGGAGAUAGGGGAGAGACCAUCGGCGGCCGCCCAUGGAGAAACCCCGCCCGAGAAACUCGGCUCCGGCGACGGCCGAGGCUCAGGGCCAUAAAGGGCCGACGCCGGCUCGACGAGGCACAGUCGCUACCAUGACUUCCUUCAGCAGUGCCGUGUGUCUGGUGGCGCUGCUCGCUGUCGUCGCCUGCCAGGAUGGCGGCUACAAGGAGCCACAGGGCUACUUCCAGUACCUAAACGUGCCUGCCCACAAGCAGUACGAGUUCGGAUGGAAGCGCGGCAACCCGCAUCAUUUCAUCGGACGAUAUGAGCAGGCCAAAGAUCAUCGGUUCCGCACCCGGGUGAACUGGGGCGACUCGAAGGGAGGACACGGUGAGCACUACUUCGAGUACAACCACGCACCCAAGGGCUACGGAGGAGAACACCACGCGCAGGACUACUCGGAGCCGGAGCCCGCCUACGCGCCGGAGCUGCCCGCCUACCCGCCUCUCCCGCACGUGGCGUGAACACGCCCCUCAAUGACGGCAGUGAGCGCCGCGUGAACCCCACCUCAGCCAUAUCAGCACGUGCGGAGAAAACCCAGCCGACGCCUGGCGACGCGCGUGUCCAAGUCGAUGUUACGUGAAGGUUGUUAUUGGAACGUUGAAUGCUGCUGUAGACUGCAUAUCAUGUUUUGAGUUGUAAAUGUGCAGGUCUCGAAUGAAUAUACAUAUGACACAAAAUCUGA
Messenger RNA from Amphibalanus amphitrite, 759 nucleotides. RefSeq lists its product as uncharacterized. The transcript is spliced from 3 exons. The coding region runs from base 71 to 538 and encodes 155 amino acids. The record is from RefSeq and is a predicted model, not a curated record. NCBI's taxonomy places the organism in Eukaryota, Metazoa, Arthropoda, Thecostraca, Balanomorpha, Balanidae.